GGGGGGCGGAGACUCCAGGUCGGAGCGUGUACCUGUCGAACCGCGGCAACGGCAUUCGCCAGCAUCGAGGCAUCCUCCAGGAGGGCUUCAUGCAGUACGCGACAAACAAAUACCACGACACAAACAAUCCUGAUGGMAUAAUCAACUUGGGUACCAGUGAGAACAAACUGUGCCACGAUCUCCUUCAUGCACGAUUGACCAAGCCUGACAUGCUGUAUGUUGAGCCUUCUUUGCUGCAGUAUUCAGACUGGACGGGACAUGCUUUCCUCAGAGAGGAAGUUGCAAAUUUCCUGACUCAGCACUGCUGCUCCCCGAAGCCUCUGAAAGCUGACAACGUUGUGGUGAUGAAUGGCUGUGGCUCCCUCUUCUCAUGUAUAUCUGCAGUAAUUUGUGAUCCUAAAGAUGCAGUCCUUAUUCCGACUCCUUUCUAUGGUGUUAUCACUGAAGAUCUGAAUUUGUAUAGCGAUGUAAAACUUUUCCAUAUUCCCCUCGAUUGUGAGGCUGAAGGCAAAGACGGCCGACCGUUCCAGCUCACUGUGGCGAAACUAGAAGAGGGUCUAAACAGAGCUAAACAAGAGGGUCUGAUCAUCCGAGCCAUUAUUCUGAUGAACCCUCACAAUCCUCUGGCUGAGAUCUACACUCAGAAAGAAAUGAUUGUUUUCUUAGAGUUUGCCAAAAGGAAUGAGCUGCACGUCAUUGUGGACGAGGUGUACAUGCUGACGGUCUUUGAUGAAUCUGUCACCUUUCACAGCGUCCUCAGUCUAGACAGUUUGCCCGACCCGCAGAGGACGCAUGUGAUGUGGGGGUUGGGCAAGGACUUUGCGAUGGCAGGCAUCAGGAUAGGCACGCUGUAUACUGAGAACAGAGACGUUGUGGAGGCUUUGGCUCAGCUGGGCUCCUUUCACGGUGUCCCUGGAACUUUGCAGCACCAGGUGGCACAGCUGCUUCAGGACACAGAAUGGAUCAACAAUACAUUUUUACCAGAAAACAGACGAAGGCUGAAAACUGCUCACAGCUUUCUGACUGGAGAGCUGCGCAGCAUAGGGACCCCCUUCCUGGACAGACCUGCUGCUCUGUAUGUCUGGGCUGACCUCAGAAAGUAUCUCCGGGAGUCAUCGUUUGAGGAGGAGCUGCAUCUGUGGAGGUGCUUCCUCAGACACAAGGUCGUGUUGAGCUGUGGCCAAGCYUUCUUCUGCUCCACACCCGGAUGGUUUCGAAUUGUCUUCGCCGAUCAACAGCACCACCUUCAGCUCGGCCUAAAGCGAAUUCGGGAGGCUUUGAAAGAAGCUGAAGAGAAAAGUGCCAGCGCUGAUACAGGCCCUAUCAAAAGGACUGCUGACAUGAGCCAAAGCUCAGUAAAAGWGGAGCGUGCCGAACCAGACAAGGCUGUGAUUGUCAAUACGACAUCAUCACCCCACAGCCAGUCAUCAGAGCAGCUGAAGGCGAGGGAUAGCCCCGCUCCUGACCCAGGCUCCAUUGCUGCCGAAGAGCUUGUUUUGCUGGACUGCCAAGCGUCGGAGCCCCCCGAGGACRUGGACUCGCUUAUCGGAACUCUCAGGCAUCAGAUCCGUUCGUCUGAUUGGCUGGAGAAAAACACUCCAGAGCUGUCUGCCGGCGAGGACCCGGAGAUUCUCGACGUGUUCAAGGCCCUGCUGCAAAGAGCCAGAAAGUAAGCUGGGGGAUUUUUUUAAAAAGCACAAAUGUAGCCGACAAAAUGUCCUCUCGUAUGAUUAAAAAACAGACACAAAUAUUGCACAAAACCGUGACUCAUUAGAGUUUUUGGUAAAGAAUGAAAAAAAAAACAUUUAAAGGUCAGGGUAUAAAAUAGUUUCAAAUGAAUUUUGAGGCCUUACUGUGAACCUACGAGUGAGGAAAACAUUGUUUUUUGUAAUCUACAUGACAUAUUGUAUGUUCCUCAAAUUCAAACUGAAUGCCAAAAGUAAUUCAACCAAGUUCAGUUCCACUCAGAUAUUAMCCGUCUGUAUUAUUUUUCAUGUACGCAGUUCCUUUUAUUUGAUUAUUUUCUGUGUAUUUACUGAUCUGUGAAUAAAGAGUCAAUUUAUGUCA
Molecule: messenger RNA, 2067 nt
Organism: Austrofundulus limnaeus
Lineage: Eukaryota; Metazoa; Chordata; Actinopteri; Cyprinodontiformes; Rivulidae
Gene: accs
Product: 1-aminocyclopropane-1-carboxylate synthase homolog (Arabidopsis)(non-functional)
Biological process (GO): biosynthetic process; amino acid metabolic process
Molecular function (GO): pyridoxal phosphate binding; transaminase activity
Source: RefSeq, a predicted model, not a curated record